AUGAUGCAAGCUCCCAAGCAAAGUGUGCAAGCGGUUACCCAACCGGCACCUCAAGGUCCUACUAUGCCAAGUUCUUAUUCUUUGCCACAAUCACCAUGCAAUUCACCAGGACCUCAAAGUAUGGCUAUAGUUGCUUGUUGUGCCAUUUGUGGAGGAAAUCAUGCCUCUCAAUCUUGUCAACUAUUGGAUCCAAGUGGCCAAGGGUCAUUCUCAAAUAUGGAACAAGUGGAUGCAAUAGGGUUCUCUAGGCCUCAAGGGCAAGGUUUCCAAGGAUAUGGUCAACAAAGGAAUCAAUAUGGAGGUCAAUAUAGAAAUCAAUACGGGAAUUCAUGGAACAACCAAGGAAGGAACCCACCCCCGGGUUUUCAAGGAAAUCAAGGCAAUAGGGGUGGAAAUCAAGGAAACAAUUGGAGGGGCAAUCGAGGCCAAGGUCAAUGGAACAAUCAAGGUGGUCAAGGGAGUGGGAAGGCUUUGAAGGAUCCACCAUACCCAACCAAUGACAAAGAGCUUGAGAAAGGGAAUGAGAAAAAUGAGAGUGAACUAGAGAAAGAAGAAGUGGAAAUACAAGACAUUCUUGAGAGUGACAAUGAGGAGGAGCUUCUCAUUCAAAGAGACAAAGCAAAAGGGAAGGCUCCUAUGCAAGAUGAAAGCAAUGAAAACAAGAAGGUUGCACCAAAGGGCAAGCAAACACAUGACUCGGUUAUACCAUGUAACCUCCUACCAUUUCCACAAAGGUUGUGGAAGUCAAAAGAUACCGAGAGAGAGAACAAAUUCAAGAUGAUGUUGGACAAGCUUAAAAUAUCUAUGCCCUUUGUUGAUGCUGUUACUCAAAUUCCUUCUUACAAAAAAUUCUUGAAGGACAUUUUGAGUAACAAGAAGAAGUUGGAAAAGAGUGCGGUGGUUGAUAUGAGUGAAGGAGCUUUGACAUGUGCCGUUCUCCAAAAACAUUUGCCACCGAAGUUGAAAGAUCCCGGGAGCUUUGCUAUUCCAUGCAUUGUGGGAGGAUUUGUGGUAGGCCGUGCCUUAUGUGAUCUUAGAGCUAGUAUGAGCCUCAUGCCGUAUUCCCUUUGCAAGAGGCUCAACCUCGGAGAACCUAAGCCUACUACAAUGACUCUCCAAAUGGCGGACCGUUCAAUCAAGCGCCCGGUUGGUGUGCUAGAGGAUAUCCUAGUCAUGAUUGACCAAUAUUUCAUUUCGGGACACUUCGUGAUUCUAGACAUUGAGGAGGAUACCAAGGUCCCCAUUAUCCUUGGUAGGCGUUUCUUAGCCACCGCCGGAGCCAUCAUAGAUGUGAAGAGAGGCAAGCUCGUGAUAGAAGUGGCCGAGCAUAAAAUUGAGUUCAAUAUAUUCAAAAUGGCCAAGCACCAACCUUCUUACGUGGAUGAAUGCAAUAUGGUGGAGAUGAUAGAAGGGUGCGUUAAUGAAGCAAGAAUGGCCUAA
Molecule: messenger RNA, 1440 nt
Organism: Ipomoea triloba (trilobed morning glory)
Lineage: Eukaryota; Viridiplantae; Streptophyta; Magnoliopsida; Solanales; Convolvulaceae
Exons: 2
Coding region: 1-1440 (479 amino acids)
Source: RefSeq, a predicted model, not a curated record